CGAGUAUUUUGCAGCCCCAUCACUUUGUUGGUUUUUUGUUUUAUUCGCUUUUUUUGUGUUGCACCAUUGUUUAUUUCAAGCGAAAUGUCGACAUUAAAUCGCCCCAAAUCACCACACACGCCCACCACUAUUAAAAAGGGCGAAAAGGAGGAUAGCUUCUGGGAUAAAUUCAGCACACUCGGUCGCAAACGCGGCACUCGAGAAGUCAAGAAAGUCCAGGAGGAAGGUAAAUACGCCAUCGACUCGCCCGGUUCUCCCAAUCAGUAUGAUAUCCCACCCGAAGAUUAUGCGCUGCGCGAGCAUGAACAACGCGCUGUUAUCGACCCACAAUCGAUAAUUGAUCCCGAGGUGCUAAAACUGCAAAAGAUUCUUAUUGAUUGGAUCAACGAUGAGCUGGCAGAGCAGCGCAUUAUCGUCCAACAGCUGGACGAAGACAUGUACGAUGGCCAAGUGCUGCACAAACUGUGGGAGAAAUUGACAGGCAAGAAGCUGGACGUACCCGAGGUGACUCAAUCGGAGCAGGGACAGCACGAGAAGCUCAACAUUGUCCUGAAGGCCGUCAAUCAUACACUCGGUUUUCAUCAGAAGAUACCCAAAUGGUCGGUGGCCAGCGUCCACUCCAAGAACAUUGUGGCUAUCCUGCAUUUACUGGUCGCUCUAGUGCGACACUUCCGAGCGCCCGUCCGUCUACCUGAGAAUGUUUUUGUCACUGUUGUAAUCGCCGAGAAGAAUGCCGGUGUCCUUAAUGCACAAAAAUUCCUGGAGCAAAUCACAUCGGAAUACGAUGAUCUGGGCAUGCGUUGUGAGAAGGAUGCGUUUGAUACGCUGAUUGAUUGCGCACCCGACAAAUUGGCCGUUGUUAAGAAGUCACUCAUCACGUUCGUCAAUAAGCAUUUGGCUAAGCUGAACUUCGAGAUCAAUGAUUUGAAUAAGGACUUUCGGGAUGGCGUCUAUCUGUGCCUGUUGAUGGGACUGCUUGGCGGUUUCUUUGUGCCGUUGCAUGAGUUCCAUUUAACGCCGCAGGACGUCGAUCAGAUGGUGAACAAUGUGGCGUUCGCCUUUGAUUUGAUGCAGGAUGUGGGACUGCCAAAGCCAAAGGCACGGCCCGAGGACAUUGUCAACAUGGAUCUGAAGUCAACGUUGCGUGUUCUUUACAGUCUGUUCACCAUGUUCAGGGAUUAUGCCUGAGCAGAUGACCAAUUUAACCAUAUAUACAUUUUUUUUUUAAAUUUGUUAUAAAAAUAAUAAUUUAUGGAAAAACAGUUCAACGAAUGUCCUGCUAACUCUCUCUAUAUGUCUUUUUCGACAUAUUUUAUGUGUGUGCCUAAUACCGUUGUUGCCUUGAAAACAAACAAACAAAAAAGCUAAAGCUAACCCAAAGCCCAAUUGUUAACUUGGUACGAUUGCCGUAGUUGUUACUAAAUGAAUUUAUAUAUACAUUUGUAUUAAUAAAAACAACAAAAUGCCAGAUCAAA
Drosophila sulfurigaster albostrigata is the source of this 1475-nucleotide messenger RNA. RefSeq names its product beta-parvin (gene parvin). The record is from RefSeq and is a predicted model, not a curated record. Bases 85 to 1188 code for a protein of 367 amino acids. Gene Ontology annotation, molecular function: actin binding. Lineage: Eukaryota; Metazoa; Arthropoda; Insecta; Diptera; Drosophilidae. The transcript is spliced from 5 exons. Gene Ontology annotation, biological process: cell projection assembly; actin cytoskeleton organization; substrate adhesion-dependent cell spreading. Gene Ontology annotation, cellular component: cytoplasm; actin cytoskeleton; focal adhesion.